Molecule: messenger RNA, 2572 nt
Organism: Beta vulgaris subsp. vulgaris (sugar beet)
Lineage: Eukaryota; Viridiplantae; Streptophyta; Magnoliopsida; Caryophyllales; Amaranthaceae
Exons: 17
Coding region: 203-1921 (572 amino acids)
Cellular component (GO): AP-5 adaptor complex
Source: RefSeq, a predicted model, not a curated record
AAUAAGAGGGUUGUACUUGUACCCGUCAGUCCGUCACCCGUUGACAUGGUGCCAUUGUGAAAGUGGUCAAGCAACUCAUCUUCAACCGGAAGAACCUUUGAAUUCUGGAAAAAAGAAGAAAUACUUCUCCUUCAUCAACAAUCAUCAAAGAAAAUCCCCUUAUUAAAUUCACCUACUUAAUUGCAGCAAAAGAAGUACAAAAAUGGUAGAUAGUGAUAAAAACUGGGAUUUCUAUCUCCGAACACUCUCAGCAAGCGCCAGAGACUCUGCUCCUCCUGCUUCCGAUCCUUCUCUUCUUCAAUCCGUGAAGAAGCUGUGCGAGCUUUGUAAAGCAGAGAAUUCCGAUGAUUUAGUUGCUCGAAUUUAUCCCUCCAUUAAUCGACUCUUUCAACGCUCUGUUGCUUCGAUUCCUCAAUCUCGCUCUUCUCAUGGCAUUCUCUUACUGGCUAUUCUCCAAUUUUUCUUGGACUUUGGAGAGUCUGUUCUUCAUGAUGCUGAUCCGAGUCUCAGGACAUUCUUUCAUUCUUGCUUGAGCCGUGAUUUUGCUGAUCCUGUCAUUGCAGAGGCGACAAUUGAAUUUCUUAUUCUAAAUAAGAAGAAGCUUCAAACUUCAUUUCCUACAGUGUUACCUCAGUUCUUUCCCUUGCUAUUGAAGCUAAUUGCAUGGAAUGGAGAGAAGCUUUUGAAAUCAUUUCUGAAGAUAUACCCUGCUCUAGUAGCUCCUGGCUCAUUUUUGCCAAUAUUUCCAGCUACAGCAGACUUGCCCGUCCUGGUUGUUGCUCUGGAAACGGUGGAAAAAAGUUCUGGAUCACUGGUUGGAAACAGCAUUGCUGCGAUCAAGAGUAGUACAGCGCCUGAGAUGCUACUUGCCCUAAUGGAUGAGGCAUACACUGGCUCAACCAUAGCAGCUGGAGAAGGUGACUCUGAAUCGGAGGAUAGCAAUCCCAUUGAUGUUGCUGAUCCUGCUUUCCUUGAUCUUCUGAAAGAUGAGAAUGACGGUAUCACUGAACGUCAUUGGACAUCACCUGCAAUUGCUGCAGCAUUACAGGCUGCUACAGGUGGUCCUCAGUCUGAUCGGUUAAAACAAUCAUUGAAGAUUGCUCCUCAACUUCUCGAUGUCUAUUUUUCUAUAGCAUUGCGUGAUGUCAAUGAUUCCCUGGUCUGUGCACUGAUCCCAAUGCUUAUGUUGAGAAAUGCUGCUAUAUUUCCCGACAAAAUCUACACUUAUGAGGUCAGAAGAAGACUGUUGGAAUUCAUGCUUGCUUCAUUUCAGCGAUCGCCAGAUUUUAUCGCACUUUUGAAGAAGCCCAUUGUGGACAGACUUGGAGAAGCUUAUGACAGCCAAGAGAAGACAGAGUUGGCUUUACAACUUUGUUGGGCUAUUGGUGAGCAUGGCGGGGGUGGUGAAUCUCAUAAAGAUGCUGCUCGUGAACUUUUUGAAAGUUUGGAGUUACUUCUAUACGAGAAUCUCUCAUCUAGCCGUCUUGGUCUAAGACAAGAAAAUCGUCUGAGCUUUAAUCGCACUUCUAGUCUGGGCACCACUAGCGCGAGUUCGGAGAGGGCAUCACAGUCUAGACUUUUGUGCUUUGUUGUAACAGCUAUUGCGAAGCUUGCUACCUAUCAUCGUGAAUUACUACCUAGGGCACGUGUAUCUUUAGCAAAGGUAGUUCGGUCUCAAUUAGCUGAUGCAAGGGUUUGGACAAGGGCUCGUGAUUUCUUGGGUUUACUGAAUGAGCCUGGAAUUUGUAUGUCUGUAUUGGGGUCUACACGACAUCCCAAGGGAGAGAAGUAUCCAGGAACUGUGAACUGGAGUGAUGGUCGGACUAAAAUGAUUGCUCAUGUCCCGUUCUAUAUCUUGGGCGGACAAGCAGGCCCCCCAUUUCAUGAUUUUGCCUUCUCAGACAUCCUUCCAGACAGAUGACAGAUGCAGAUCUGCAGCAAGAGAUAAAAAUUGUAACAAUGUGCCUCAUUAUCCAGCAUUUAUUUCUGUUUCUUGUAUUGUUUUCGUCAACCUUGUAGAGAUUACAGUCGCCUCUCAUGAUCUCAUCCUUGUGUUAUGCCAACCCACUCCUCGACUAGCACUUUUUGCUGGACUUCUUCCAUUCUGAGCUAAAGCAUGAAACUUAGGAGCUCUUGAUUAAGAGGUCAAUUCGAAGAAUCAAGCAAGUUGCUUCUACCCUUCUACCAUAUCCGGGUGCUAGAUUCAAAAAGGAAGCCAUAGAAUCCAAUUUCAGGAAUCAAUUUUAAUACCUGUUUGUAUUUCAGUGGGUGUGUCAAAAACUCAAGACACACCCUCUUAAGAAGGAAUAUGGAUGACCUUUAAUAAUGUUUUGUUGAGUACAUAAUCAUUUGUCAAUAAUGUAGAUGGGUCGAGGUACAGUCGUAUACAUUUUGUGAUGUUAACGAAAUUUAAAGUUAGCUAAUUUCAAGAGUUUCAUUUGAUUUUAGCCCCAUGGGCAGAAAUGUUGAGAAGGACUAAUAUUCAUUGUAGAAUCAAAGAAAUUCUUCGUUAUGUGUGUGCAAAUACUUUUACUCAUAAUCAUGGUAAUAACAUUUCAUCCUUAUUCCUUAA